CACAUCCCUCGAUUACCUCAUAUUAUUUCUUUGGCGGAAAACUACCCUCUCUGUCUUGUUCUCGUUUUCAUUUCAUUCUUAAUCAAGCUCAUAUCCGAUAUCAGUAUACAAGAAGGGAAAAUCAAUGAUCAUGAUUGACAAUUCAGAAAUAUUGAUCCGGCCCUACAAGGCCGAGGAUCACGAACAAGUUGUCCCCAUCAUUCUCAAGGGCUUCCACUGGGUCGACUAUCCAAUUUUCCUCUCCAAGGCCAAGCAUCGCAGCACUAUCCUUUCCAUCUUGAUCAAGUCCUUCAUUUAUACAGCUUUGAUUGAGCUUGCUUUGGUCGCUUUUAUCAAUACCAGACAUAAUUCUUUCGUCAGCGGACCAUCGCCAUCAUCACCACCAUUAUCAUCAUUGUUCUCCUUUACAAGGCUCUCGUUUGGUAGGCUAAAGGACGUGGCAGAGACACUGACAAGACCUGGAUCUACACAGGGAAUUAUCCUACAGUUCAUAAAGCCUUCAACCGUUUUAAUUUGGGCUCUAGUGACUAUUGUCGUGACCUUAAUUACAUUGAUGGGAAUCUAUCGAUGGACAUUGGGAAUCGGACAAGAAUACAUCACUAACUGCUUCAAUGACGACCUCGGUGAUAUCCAAGGCUAUUACCAAUCUCAGUCCUUUGCUACAAAGGGACGUAAAAAUCGAUCUCAGUUCUGGGUAGCCUGUCUGAGAACUCAUCCACAAUUGGUGAUGGGCUGUAUUGCCUUGGAUGACAACUGGGCCCAUUCGGAUUAUUUGAAGAAGAAACAUCUGGCGCAAGGAGGGACUGAAGAAUCAUUCAAAGAGCCCAACGAAGUGAUGGAUGCAGAACUACGUCGGCUGUCUGUAGAUCCUAAUUAUCGUCGAUUGGGUAUUGCCAAGAUGCUGAUUCAGACAUUGUUGGAGAGUGCUAAAGAGCAGGGAUUCCGACGGGUUUUUGUUAUGUCCACUUAUAUACAAACGGCGGCUUUGAAAAGAUACAUUCAGUAUGGCUUUGAUAAAGAGAGAACAAUAACAUAUGGAGGCGACACUAAGACAUGGCUGGGGUCCGUUAAUCUAUAUUCAACCGAGCAGGACAAGGAGGAGCAGAAGAAGAAACAAAAAGAAAUGCUACAGGAGAUUGGUAUCGCAUAAAGCUACAACAACAGGCA
Molecule: messenger RNA, 1167 nt
Organism: Lobosporangium transversale
Lineage: Eukaryota; Fungi; Mortierellomycota; Mortierellomycetes; Mortierellales; Mortierellaceae
Exons: 1
Coding region: 125-1150 (341 amino acids)
Molecular function (GO): N-acetyltransferase activity
Source: RefSeq, a predicted model, not a curated record